CUCCAGCACACAGCAUCACCUCCACUCAUCACCACCUCCAGCACACAGCAUCACCUCCACUCAUCACCACCUCCAGCACACAGCAUCACCUCCACUCAUCACCACCUCCAGCACACAGCAUCACCUCCACUCAUCACCACCUCCAGCACACAGCAUCACCUCCAGCACACAGCAUUACCUCCACUCAUCACCACCUCCAGCACACAGCAUCACCUCCAGCACACAGCAUCACCUCCACUCAUCACCACCUCCAGCACACAGCAUCACCUCAGACCUCCACCAUAAGCUAACAUCACCAUCUCCACUCACCACCACCACCACCUCCAUGAUCCCCACACCACCGGCUGGGCAGCAAGUCCUCACCGCCUUCUCGGCGACUCCCCAAGAUCGUGGUUGGCUGGCGGAGGCUUCCAGUGUGUGUCAGCAGCCUGGCGUCCCCUCGGAGGAGCUGCUGGACCUGACCUGGAGGCUUGGAGUGGUGGCCGGCAGCUCCGAGAAGGAUGAGGCUGGCAAGACAUUCGUACAGGUUAACUUCAUCUCCAGGGCUCCGGUUGACGGCAGGAAGGGCAACAACAAGGAGCUGGUGGUGGAGAUGUCGCUGGAGAAGUUCUACAGCUUCCUACACCAGCUGGAGAAGUGCAAAGCCAGCCUGGAGCAUGCCCGCCACCUUCCUUAGCCGCCUGUGUAAGACAAGUAACAUCAGGCAGCGCAGUGAUGACCUGGCGACAUUUGCAGCCACGCAGUGUCCUGGCGGCUUGCCUGGGGCUGCUGACACUGCUGCAUCUGGGGGCCUGACAGCUUGCCUCAGAAGGUUGUCUGGUCUGGUCUCGUCUCCCACAUUGUCCCUGGAAACAAGAAAACGUCAUGUCAGUUAUGGAUACAGUUGAUUGAUUCCUCUUCAUGGGUGAGAACGAUAGAAUGUUUUUAGAGAUAAUUACAUAAGAAAAUAAAGUCAUGUUAAUUCUGUAUACAAAGUUAAUUGAUUUCUCUUAAGAGGGUGAUAACCAUAGAAGUUUUUGAAGGAUAAUUCUAUAAAGAAACUAUAGACUGAUCUUAGACAUUAUAUCCAUUAUAUUUUAUGUUAAGGUAGAAAAGAAUAUAUUGAAGAGAACUGAUUAACUUUAGUCCACAGAAUAAUAAGAUAAAGACAUACAGAUAUAGACAAAGUAAGAUGAUUUGAUAUAUUAGGUCAGGAAGAGAUGGGGGGAGGAGGGGGCAGAGUCCUAUAUGUGUCUGGGGGGCUAUGUGUCUGUGGGGUAUGUAAACAUCCUGUGGGGGGGACAUCCUGUGGGUCCUGUGAGUCUGAGAGAGAGAGAGAGAGAGAGAGAGAGAGAGAGAGAGAGAGAGAGAGAGAGAGAGAGAGAGAGAGAGAGAAUUCUUUAUACUGUAGGACUCUCACAUUACCUCAGGACUCUCUUCUCUUCCUUCUCACUCCUGCAGGAUACUCAGGACUACUCAUCUUCCACAGGUCUCUUCUCAUCUCCAUACUCCUUCAGGAUGCUUAGGACUCCUCUUCAUACUCCUUCAGGAUGUUCAGGACUUCUCAUACUUCUGCAAGAUGUCUUGGGACUCUUCUUAUACUUCUUCAGGAUGCUUCAGGACUUCUCAUACUUCUACAGGAUAUUCAUGACUCUUUUCCUCUUCAUACUUCUGCAGGAUGUCUUAGGACUCUUCUUAUACACCUUCUGGAUGCUCAGAACUCUCUUCUCAUCUUCAUGCUCCUUCAGGAUGCUUCAGGACUCUUCUCAUACUCCUUCACGAUGCUUCAGGACUCUUCUUAUACUCCUUCAGGAUGUUUUAGGACUUCUCAUACUCCUUCAGGAUGUUUUAGGACUCUUCUCAUACUCCUUCAGGAUGUUUUAGGACUCUUCUUAUACUCCUUCAGGAUGUUUUAGGACUCUUCUCAUCUUCAUGCUCCUUCAGGAUACUUAAAAUUCUUCUCACACUCCUUCAAGACUCUUCUUAUACUUCCUCAGGGUGUUUUAGGACUCUUCUCAUCUUCAUACUUCUGCAGGAUGUCUUAGGGGUCUUCUCAUACUCCUUCAGGAUGUUUUAGGACUUCUUAUCUUCAUACUUCUGCAGGAUGUCUUAGGACUCUUCUUGCACUCCUUCAGGAUCCCUUCAGAACUCUUCUUAUACUCCUUCAGGAUGUUUUAGGACUCUUCUCAUCUUCAUACUUCUGCAGAAUGUCUUAGGACUUCUCACACUUCUUCAGGAGGCUCAGGACUCUUCUCAUACUCCUUCAGGAUGAUUUAGGACUCUUCUCAUCUCCAUACUCCUUCAGGAUGUCUUAGGACUCUUCUUAUACUUCUUCAGGAUGCUUCAAGACUUCUCAUACUUGUGCAGGAUGCUUAGGACUUCUCUUCAUGCUUCUACAUGAUGUCUUAGGUCUCUUCUCACACUCCUUCAGGAUGCUCAGGACUCUCUUUUUAUCUUCAUACUCCUUCAGGAUGUCCAAGACUCUUCUUAUCUUCAUACUUCUUCAGGAUGUCCAGGACUCUUCCUAUCUUCAUACUCCUUCAGGAUGCUCAGGACUUCUUAUACUCCUGCAGGGUGGUUCAGGACUCUCUUCUCAUCUUCAAUCUCCUUCAGGACAUGCAGGACUGUCUUCUCGUCUUCUGCUGCUUCUUUUUUUCUUGUUUUAUCCAUGACGUUUCAAUGGACGGUCUCCCCAUCUCGUGCAGGGACCUGUAAUAACAACAUGUACCAAAGCUUUACUCAGUGCUGUGAUUAUAAUAAAGGUAUAAGGAAAUGUA
Messenger RNA from Eriocheir sinensis (Chinese mitten crab), 2756 nucleotides. Its product is annotated as COMM domain-containing protein 7-like. Bases 326 to 676 code for a protein of 116 amino acids. Lineage: Eukaryota; Metazoa; Arthropoda; Malacostraca; Decapoda; Varunidae. The transcript has 5 exons. The record is from RefSeq and is a predicted model, not a curated record.